Messenger RNA from Zygotorulaspora mrakii, 2727 nucleotides. RefSeq names its product Kap104p (gene KAP104). The transcript has a single exon. Bases 1 to 2727 code for a protein of 908 amino acids. Gene Ontology annotation, cellular component: cytoplasm; nucleus. Gene Ontology annotation, biological process: protein import into nucleus. Gene Ontology annotation, molecular function: nuclear import signal receptor activity; protein binding. NCBI's taxonomy places the organism in Eukaryota, Fungi, Ascomycota, Saccharomycetes, Saccharomycetales, Saccharomycetaceae. The record is from RefSeq and is a predicted model, not a curated record.
AUGUCAAGCUGGCAGCCUAAUGGAGAGUAUCUCCUUCAUGUAGCCACUCUUUUAAAGAACUCGAUGUCUCCAAAUCAGGAAGAGCGUUCCCAAGCCAUGGAAGCCUUGAAAACGUUCCAAUUGCAAUCUGAAUUUUUAAACUAUCUUUGCUAUAUUUUAAUAGAGGGUGAAACGAAUGAGUUACUGAAGUCCCACCUUUCAUUGCUAGACUUGCAGAAUAACAGGGCGACCGCUGGCCUCCUCUUAAAGAACACAAUGCUGGAAGAAGGCAGCCUGACUAAAGGUACACAUGAUAUUCAAUAUGUCAAAAGUAAUAUCAUUCAUGGACUGUACAACUCUAGCAAUGCAUUAGUCUCAAAUGUUACAGGCAUCGUUAUUACAACAUUAUUUUCGACUUAUUACAGGCAGCAUAGGGAAGAUCCGCAAGGCAUUGAGAUGCUGUCACAACUUUUGGAGCUAGCUUCAAAUGGAAAUGAGUCCAGUAUCAAAGCUCUGUCUAAAAUUAUGGAGGAUAGCGCCCAAUUCUUCCAGUUGAAGUGGAGUGGCGACAUUAAGCCGAUGGAUAUGCUUGUAAGUGUCUUUAUCAGGUUAACAGGGGAUCCAGCUUCGUCUCCCGUAAUUAAGUCCGAAGCAAUUAAAUGUCUGAAUAACAUUGUACCUCUGCAAUCUCAAUCAUUCAUUGUGAAAAUUGAUGAUUUUUUGAACAUAAUUUUCAAUUUGGCACAAUCAGACGAGAACGAUCUAGUUAGAGCACAAAUAUGCGUCUCCUUCGCAACCAUAUUGGAAUUCAGACCAGAUAAACUAAUUGAUCACUUAUCAGGUAUUAUUCAUUUCAUGCUUCAUUUGAUAGGCUCUGUUUUAGAGGAAAAAGUGGCGAUAGAGGCAUGUGAAUUUUUGCAUGCCUUCGCUACAAACUCACAAAUUCCACAGCACAUUGUACAGCCAUACGUCAAAGAUGUUGUUCCAGUUUUAUUGGCCAAAAUGGUAUACAACGAAGAGACCAUAUUAGCUCUAGAAGUUUCGAACGAGGACGAUGCUUUUGAAGAAGACAAAGAUGAGGAUAUUAGGCCUGUUGCUCCUCGCAUUGUUAAAAAAAGAGACGGAGAUGCUGACAGUGAAGACGAGGAUGCAGAUGAUAGUGAGGUAGAUACACAAUGGAACUUGAGAAAAUGCUCUGCUUCCACACUGGAUGUAUUGACCAACCUCCUUCCUGGUGAUGUCGUAAAUGUCGCUAUUCCAUUUUUAAGAGAGCAUCUCACAUCUGAAAGAUGGUACAUUAGAGAGGCUACUGUGUUGGCGCUAGGUGCAAUGGCUGAAGGUGGGGUGAAAUAUUUCGAUGAUCAACUUCCCGCUUUGGUCCCCUUUCUGGUGCAGCAAUUGAAAGACUCAUGGGCUCCCGUAAGAAAAAUAACGUGUUGGACAUUGAGCAGGUUUUCGCCUUGGAUCUUAAUGGACCACACAGAAUUUUUGAUUCCGGUUUUGGAACCAAUCGUAAAUACUUUGAUGGAUAGAAAGAAGGAUGUCCAAGAAGCUGCAAUUAGCGCUGUGGCUGUUUUUAUUGAAAACUGUGAUAGCGAGCUCAUCGAAACAUUAUUAUACAAAGAAUUGCUGAGUAGUUUCAGCAAAUGCUUUGAAUUGUACAAAAAGAAGAACUUAAUUAUUUUGUAUGAUGCUGUAGGUAGAUUAGCAGAAAAAUGCGAAUUGGACGAUAUGGCUAUGCAAACAAUUCUCCCUCAUUUGAUAGCGAAAUGGUCGUCUUUGUCCGACAAUGAUAAAGAGUUGUGGCCUUUACUUGAGUGUUUAUCCUACGUUGCGACCUCUCUAGGGGAGAGGUUUAUGCCAAUGGCCCCCGAAGUUUACAACAGAGCUUACAUGAUACUUCGUCAAUGCGUUGAGCUAGAUGAGAGGUCUCACCAAGAUCCAAACAUUGUCGUGCCAGAGAAAGAUUUCGUCAUAACAUCGUUGGAUCUAAUCGACGGUUUGGUCCAAGGUUUAGGGCCUCAAUCUGAACAACUACUGUUCCCGCAAGGGAACAAGAACACGCUUAUUUUGAACAUCUUAAUAAAAUGUUUGCAUGACCCCGUUCACGAGGUAAGACAAAGUGCUUUUGCGUUACUGGGAGAUAUUGUGUACUUUCAUGAACCUCGACUGCUUGCCAAUUCUCUUCCGGAAUUUUUGAAGUUGAUUGCCAUUGAGAUGGUGCACAAUGAUGAUUCAGACGGUGUAUCUGCAUUGGUCAAUGCUAUUUGGUGCUUAGGAUUGAUAGGAGAACGGAUAAACUUGACUGAUUAUAUCGUCGACCUUUCACGUUUGAUCCUAGAUCUAUUCACCACGACCAGUCAAAUUUUGGAUAAGUCAGUCACCGAAAAUCUUGCCAUUACGAUUGGAAGACUUGGAAUGACUCUUCCAGAGGUCUUUUCGUCUGGCCCUUUCGCCUCUGAUUCCGUGUGGAGCAAAUGGUGUCUAUCUGUGAACGACCUUGAGUCUCUUGAGGAAAAAAGUAGUGCAUACAUGGGGUUCAUCAAGAUCGUUAAUUUAACAGGAUAUAAUGUCUCGAUUACGGAUGAAACGUUGAAAAGCAUAUUAGAAGGAUUAGCAGUCAAUGUCGAUGUCACUAUUUUCGCUCAAGACAUAUAUGCAUUAUUGAUGAAAUAUUCAGACAAGAUACAGAUUCUCCGUCUUUCUCAAGAAGCAAUCGCUCUCUUGCAACAGUUUAGUAGUAAUUAA